AUGAACAGAAUCGAUGAAAGACGCACUACCUGUUUGGAAGAUUUGCCCAAUGAGUUAUGGGUCGAACUUUUCACCUUUUUCACUUGUUUUCAACUCAAAUCCACUUGGAUUCAGUGGCAACUGAAUGGGCGCAUCAUAGCAUUAGCUCGUGAAGCAUUGAAUCGUGUUGCCUUCGAAAUCUCAUCUAACACAGUGACGACCUACGGUGAAUGUUUCGAUUAUUUUGAGCACCAACAUUCGCGAAUGGCUCAUCGGAUAAAGUCGCUUGUCUUCGAUGAAUGGGUGAUUUCAUGUGAACUGACUUCACGAUGGUUGAAAUCAGGAUCCUCGUUUUUGCCACACCUUCGCCAAUUGAUUGUCUUCACUGAUUUCACUAGUCAAUAUGUUCUGUCGAAUAUUACUUCAUUGAUUCUUCUAAGUGCAUCGUCUUUGCGUCGUCUUGUACUUGUCUUCAAUCUACCACAUACCAAUUACGGUGCUGUGCUAUCGCAGCUUGUUACACAUCGUAUCUCUUUGCAUACAAUGGAAUUGAUCAUUGAGAAUGAGAUUCAGAGCUUCUAUAAUCCUGAUUUCGAUUUGAACACGUUGUGCACCCGUCUUAAUCAUUGGUCGAUAUUUCCUCGCACUAUUCGUUUACGUCUCUCAUUGCAACAUAUAUUUGAAUUGGCAUUGUUAGUUCAAUCUGACGCUUUACCGCGUGUUCAAGAUUUACAUAUCACAUUAGAAGAUAAAGUUGGUUAUCUGUUCGAUUGGCCAAUUCACCGAAAAAUAUCACCGAGUUUCACAUUGUGUCCAAACGAUCUCCGUCCAUCUCAAGCAGAUCUGCCAGAAUUACGCACACUACAUUUACAAAACAUAUCCAUGAAUGAUGUUCUUCUCUUAACCCUAGGACGCUUUUUGUGGGUCCAGCAGCGGUCACUGCACUUAUUUUACUUGUUUCUAUAUCAAUAG
Messenger RNA from Adineta ricciae, 951 nucleotides. Lineage: Eukaryota; Metazoa; Rotifera; Eurotatoria; Adinetida; Adinetidae. The record is from the annotation of a GenBank genome assembly.